AUGGAUCAAAUUAGAAACGGAUGGUUUAGUGAAAUCAGUGAAUUCUGGCCAGGUAAUUCAUUCUCUCUUCAAGUAGAGGAAGUCUUACACCAUGAGAAAUCAGAAUAUCAAGAUAUUUUAGUUUUUAAAUCAAAGACAUUUGGUAAUGUUUUAGUUUUGGAUGGUGUUAUUCAAGCAACAGAGAGAGACGAAUUCGCAUAUCAAGAGAUGAUUACACACGUACCAAUGUUUGGACAUCCAAAUCCAAAGAAGGUUUUGGUUGUCGGUGGUGGAGACGGUGGUGUUUUGCGUGAGGUCGUCAAGCACGACUGCGUUGAAUCCGUUACAUUGUGUGAGAUUGACAAGGGUGUCAUCGAAGCAUCACGUCGUUUCCUCCCAAAGAUGGCAGUGGGAUUCGAUCAUCCCAAGGUGAACCUGUUCAUUGGCGACGGUUUGGAGUUCAUGCGUAAACACAAAGGUGAAUUCGAUGUGAUCAUCACCGAUUCCUCCGACCCGAUCGGUCCAGCUCAAGGAUUGUUCGAACGUGCCUACUACGAGUUGUUGAACGAAGCGUUGGCACCAGGCGGUAUCGUCUGUUCACAGGCCGAGUCACUCUGGCUGCACUUGGCAACCGUUAAAGGUUUGACCACUUUUUGCAAAGAGAUUUUCCCACAUGUCGAGUAUGCAUACACCUCGAUUCCAUCGUACCCAGGUGGUUCGAUCGGUCUGCUCAUCUGUGGUACCAAGAACAGCUCUAAAACACCAGUUCGUCCAAUCACCCCUGAAAUCAUCGAAAAGAUGCAAUACUACAACGAAGCAGUACAUAAAGCAUCAUUUGUAUUACCACAAUUCGCCGUUAAAGAAUUGAACAUCUGA
Molecule: messenger RNA, 855 nt
Organism: Heterostelium album PN500
Lineage: Eukaryota; Evosea; Eumycetozoa; Acytosteliales; Acytosteliaceae
Gene: spsA
Product: spermidine synthase
Exons: 2
Coding region: 1-855 (284 amino acids)
Biological process (GO): spermidine biosynthetic process
Cellular component (GO): cytosol
Molecular function (GO): spermidine synthase activity
Source: RefSeq, a predicted model, not a curated record